Messenger RNA from Fusarium vanettenii 77-13-4, 4047 nucleotides. RefSeq lists its product as uncharacterized. Gene Ontology annotation, molecular function: polygalacturonase activity. The transcript is spliced from 13 exons. NCBI's taxonomy places the organism in Eukaryota, Fungi, Ascomycota, Sordariomycetes, Hypocreales, Nectriaceae. The coding region runs from base 1 to 4047 and encodes 1348 amino acids. The record is from RefSeq and is a predicted model, not a curated record.
AUGUGGUUGCGCUUCCUUUUGUUCCUGCUUUACAUGACCCUCUCUGUCUUUGCCACGGGUCAUCAGCACACUCAUUCUAAACACUCUCAUUUGCAUUCUCCUCAUCAUUCUCAUAAACGCGCUUCCAACAGCUCUUCUCACGAUGGGUCAAGCCUAGAUGAGGCACGGAAGCUCUUGGCUGCUGGCCAAGCUGCCAUGGCUCAUGCAAACCGUGCCAUUAUUGCCAACCCUCGUCCAAACCGUCUGGAAGUGCUCAACGCUACAGAGCUUGCAAAGGCUCAGGAGCCACCUCCACCACUGGACUAUCGAAACGUCACUGCAUCUUCACUCAAGGCUAGAGAUUCAGGAAAUGGAACGGCGAAAGACCUUCGCUAUUCUGUUCCUGAUGAACUUAUCAAGGCUGCACGUCUUCUUUCAGAGAACUGGAAACCAUCCCCCAAGGACCUCGACGGCGGCUACGCUGCUGACGUGCAACACUUGAAGGAUGACUUCAUGAUCAAGGUCAACGAUACCAACAUGAUGCCUCCCAUGCUUCAGUAUGACUCAGGCUUGAUCAAACACGUCGAAGAGCCACCUUCCGCCUUCCGCUACAGUGCCAACGAAUCUGAUAUCGCUGAGCCUGCUGCGGACAAAGACGAGAGUCUUGGGAAGAGAGCUAGCACGGAUUGGUGGAUGGCCACCAUCUCUCAAAGAGGCUCUAGCCCCUUUGCCCCGUCUGGAUACCAAGCGAGUGACGGUAUUGCUGACGAUACGGAUGCCAUCAACAAAGCCAUCUCAAGCGGUGGUCGAUGUGGUGGAGGCAAAUGUACCGGGAGCACCAUCUACCCAGCAACCGUCUACUUCCCUCCAGGCACAUACAAAGUUAGCUCUUCCAUCAUUCAGUAUUACAAUACCGAGAUGAUUGGCAAUCCGCUUGAUCUUCCUACCAUCCUUGCAGCUCCGAGCUUCGUCGGUCUCGGUGUGAUUACUUCCAAUGUCUAUACAGGAGAGACGUCUCAAUGGUAUCUUAACACGAAUAACUUUCUGCGUAGUGUCCGAAACUUCAUCAUCGACAUUCGCCCAACUCCUGCUGAUGCACAAGUCUGUGGAGUUCACUGGCAGGUUGCUCAAGGCACUUCCCUCGAAAAUAUUCACUUCUAUAUGACGAAACCAAAAGAUGAUCCUAAAACAACCCAGCAGGGAAUCUACAUGGAGAACGGAAGUGGUGGUUUCCUUUCCGACCUUUACUUCGUUGGAGGAAAAUAUGGAGCAUACAUGGGCAACCAGCAGUUCACAGCCAGUGGUCUUUACUUCGAAGAGGCUGAGACAGCUAUUCAGAUCCACUGGGAUUGGGGCUGGACCAUGCAGAACAUUGUAGUUGACAACUGCAAGAUUGGUUUUACCAUCGUGGGCGGCGCAGGAGGAAUUGGCUCGCUCCACAUGACCGACCUUCGAAUGCACUACGUCAAGGUCGCUGUAUCAACCUCGAUCAUGUCCGACAACUCGACCGCUUUGUUGCUGAGCAACUCUGGUUUCUAUUACGUGGACACCAUCGUUGAAGAUACCUCCAAGAAGCAGGUUCUUCUACCCGGUGGUCCCAAAACCAUCAACGUUGAUACCUGGGGUUUUGGGAGAGUCACCAGCGCCAAUGGUACCACGGCUUUCCACAACGGUGCAAAACUUGACAGCCCCGUGAGAGACCCCUCUCUCGUUACCGGUGACCGCAGUCAAUUCUUCACUAGGCGUCGUCCCAAAUAUGAUGAUUUGGGAUUCAGUCAGAUCAUCGAUGCCAAGGGCUACGGUGCUAAGGGUGAUGGCAAAACGGAUGACACUGCAGUUCUAAGACAUUUAUUUUCUGCGGCUGCAAACAUGUCUGCCGUUGUGUAUAUCCCCUUUGGUGUGUAUAUCAUCACAGACACGGUUGAGAUUCCGGUUGGUUCUCGUGUCAUCGGUCAAGCAUGGCCUCAGAUCAUGGCGACUGGGUCCAAAUUUUCCGACGCUCUGCAUCCUCGUGUCGCCGUCCGUGUCGGUCUUCCGGGCCAAGUUGGUGUUGUGGAGAUUCAGAACAUGAUGAUGACCGUCAAGGGAGCUACAGCCGGUGCCAUCAUGAUGGAAUGGAAUGUGCAUGAAUCUGGUCAAGGCUCUGUUGGCCUAUGGGAUACCCAUUUCAGAGUUGGUGGCGCAGCGGGUACUGAUCUUACUGUCAAAGACUGCCCGAAGCUAUCUGGCAAAGUGAACAAGAACUGUGUCGCCGCAUCUCUUAUGCUUCACAUGACCCCUGAUUCCUCUGGUUAUUUCGAAAACGUCUGGAUGUGGACAGCAGAUCACGAUUUUGAUACAGCCGACCAAACCCAGGUUGACAUCUACGUGGGAAGAGGCAUGCUUGUCGAAAGCAAGGGUCCUACAUGGCUUUGGGGUACUUCUGUAGAGCACUGCGUACUGUAUCAGUACCAGCUCUCGGGCGCUCAGAAUGUCGUUAUGGGUCUCAUUCAGACCGAGGCGCCCUACUUUCAGUCUUUUCCCGAAGCCCCAGCUCCUUUCACGCCUGGAGCCUUCCCUGACGACCCCGUGUUCCACGACUGCACCUCCAAGAACUCCAAGUCUUGCGCUGUAGCUUGGGCAUUGCGCAUCAUAGAUUCGUCAGCAGUCCAUGUUCUCAGCGCUGGCCUUUACUCCUUUUUCUCCCGUUAUGAUCAGACAUGCCUCAAGUCAGGUCGACAUGACUGCCAGGACAAGAUCUUUUACGCAGAGCAGAGCUACGAUGUCUGGGUCCAGAAUCUCGUCACACUCGGCAGUAUAGAGAUGGUCAGUCCUUUGAAUGGAGUUCCGACGUUGGGCAAGCCAAACAGAAACGGCUUUGCUUCUUCCAUCCUUGCCUGGCUUGGAGGUUCCAAGAAUGUUACCGGCCAGCGAACUUUUCCAGGCUACAAGAUCCAUUCGGAGGAUACAAUUGGUAUCGAUGACUUCUCUGAGGCCUGCCAAAACGCUCUCACGGCUCUUGUGCGAUGUGACGAUGCCACAAGCGGAUGGACAAGGGCUUCAUAUCAUGGAAUUCUCCCUGUGGAUCCAUUUUGGAUUAGCGGUCAGCUGUCGAUACCUACUGCGGUGAUUCUAAGUGGGCAAAUGGCGCUGCUGCUAGUAUCAUGGGUUCUUUUAUCUCACAAGGUAUCAACGAGACAUGUCAAACCGACAAGAAAACUAGAAAGAACUAUAACGACAUCAUCCUCAACUUUAGCGACACUGAUACUCUUAAAAAGAUGCCGAAUAGCGAACUUUGCUAGUCCUUACUCAUACUAUAAGAGGGAGUCUUUCUACCAAGAGGCCCUCAAGGCAGCCGUCUCACGAUGCUCUCUAUCGGGUCAGGCAACCACUGCCAAAGACUCUCCUUUCCCUUCUAAGUCGGCUAAGCCCGCCUUCUAUCUUUCCGAAGUCAAGCAUACCAUCCAAUCCGGCGAUACUUGCGACUCAUUGGCCAUCAAAUACAGCAUCUCUUCAGUAGCUAUCUUUAUCGGCAACCCUAAUAUCCUCGAUUGCAACGACAUAGUCCAAGGCCUAUCUAUCUAUCUACCGCUCCAAUAUAAGACAUAUAAACUCCGGCCAGACGACAGCUAUAUGUCUGUCUCCGCGGCUAUAGACCUUAAGCCAGCCGACAUCCGCUUUCUCAACCCCUGGAUACAUAAGCUUUGCGGAAACAUCAGGUCCGCCCAAGAGACCCUCGGUAGCGUCAUUUGCAUAACUACGCCUAGUGGCGAGUUCGAAUAUGACGUCAACAAUACGAGUUCAGACCCAGCAUACUCCGAGUAUACUAACAAGGCCAUUCCACCUCCCAAGGGUGCCACUCUAGCGGAAAAGACGACUAAAGAAUAUAGACGUUGGUAUAUAGUUCAAGAGGGAGAUAACUAUGCUAUAGUUCUAGUCCAGCACCAUAUCAGCCUUCGUCUCUUCACCGCUGCCAAUCCAUCAGUUUCGCAAGACAAGUGCACCACAGAUCUUAUUCCAGGAAAGACCUACUAUGUCAGACCAACCACUAAGGCUUUCUCAAAUCAAUGGGACAUUCCUCCGCACUAG